This is a messenger RNA of Rhodamnia argentea, 1699 nucleotides long. Its product is annotated as ninja-family protein AFP3-like. Gene Ontology annotation, cellular component: nucleus. The record is from RefSeq and is a predicted model, not a curated record. Bases 327 to 1523 code for a protein of 398 amino acids. Gene Ontology annotation, biological process: negative regulation of DNA-templated transcription; response to abscisic acid; signal transduction. NCBI's taxonomy places the organism in Eukaryota, Viridiplantae, Streptophyta, Magnoliopsida, Myrtales, Myrtaceae. The transcript has 2 exons.
CUCUUUCUCUCUGUUUUCAUAUCAUAAUUUUUCUUUCUCAGAACGAGAAAAGGAAGGGAAAAUUCAUCAAAUUCGCUGAUUUCCCCCUUCCCUCUUUCAUUUUCCUUCUCCUUCCGUCGUGAGAGGAGCAGAUGCAAUUUGGAGGUUGAGUCGGGAAGAAUUAGAUUUAUAUCGAAGUUUCGCGAUGUGGGUACUGUUGAAUCAGAUCGAGAAGUUGUUUUUCCUUCGCAUCGAGGCUGAUAGUUGCUGAAACUGUCCAAUUCUCGACAGGAAAGAAGGACAAGAGUCACUUGAAUCUUCGAUUUUUUUUUCUUCUGGGAAAAGAAAUGGAGAGGUGCUCAAGGUCAAGGGAUCUGCUGCAGAAGUUCACGUGUUCAAGUAGUGGCGUGCACCGACCAGAGUACAGGACACCCAACGAAGAAACGGAGGAGCUCGAGCUGAAUCUCGGGCUGUCUCUUGGAGGCAAGUUCGGCGUCGACAAGAGCUCCAGCAAGUUGUUCCGGUCGUCGUCGUUAGCUGGGGCAAUGACCCUUUUGGGCGAAGAGGACAACCCCACGACCUUGCCUUCUGUGCCGUACCCGUCUCUCAUGAGGACCUCCUCAUUGCCCACGGAGACAGAGGAGGAGUGGAGGAAGAGGAAGGAAAUGCAGACGCUGCGGCGGAUGGAGGCGAAGAGGAGGCGGUUGGAGAGGCAGAGGAGCUUGAGGACCGACAGGGAAGGUGGCUGUGACGAAGAGAGGCCCGAAAUCGAGGGGAAAUUGGGGUUGACUUCGAGGGAUAAGCAUCAGUUUUUGGUGGCUAAUGGGGUGUGCCAUGUACGAGAAAUCAAAUCGUACACAAGUGACGGAAUCCUCCAACGCCCUGAAAAUGCCAUGAGGUGUUACAACAGUGAGGUGCCGCCUUUUGGGCUGGCCGGUUGGGCCGAAGCAGCCAAACAGGCCCUAAUUUUUGCCGGGGUUGAUGUGGGGAUCAAAGGGAAGUGCGGGGCAUCCGCCGGCGGCGGUGGAGGUGGCAGCGGAUCGGCAGUUUCAGGGGUGGAGGCACAAGGAAAGAUCUCAUUAGAUAGGUCAGAAUCAGAUAUUAGAACUGCUUUUAUUCAAGGUUCGAGCAGUUGCAGGGACGACAACGGCUCCGUCGUUAACCAGCACCUGCAAGAACCAAACAAUAAACUGGUGCGUACACUCACGUCUAUGGUGGAUGAGAAUCUGAGCGAUACUCUAAUGAGAGCAGAGAGACAGAGUCCGACUAAGAAAUCCAAUUCGGUGAAUAAUGCUGGAAAAGAUUUCGUGGCGAACGCAACAGUUGACAUGCCCUGGGUUUUCACGCGCGGCGACAGUCCAGACGGGAAGAGAAUAGAAGGCAUACUGUAUAAGUACGGGAAGGGAGAGGAAGUCCGGAUAGUGUGUGUGUGCCAUGGGAAUUUCCUCUCACCCGCGGAGUUUGUCAAGCACGCCGGCGGAGGUGAUGUCGCUAACCCUCGAAGGCACAUAUUUAUCAGCACAAACCCUGUUUUUUCUCAGUGAUAGUAUUAGUAGCUCUGUCGCCCCCGGAAGAUGUAGCGGGGACAGACCUGGAAGGGAUAGAGGUUUGUCAGAAAUUUUCUUGUUUUCUCUCUGGGAUCUUUUGAAUUCUUAGAUUGGCUUUCCCAUUCUUCAUCUAAAUAGAUCAAUACAAGUCUGCGAUGCCCUCUUUCCCUGGA